CAUAUUAAGCCGCAAGAAGUUUCUGGAGACAGCAAAUUAAGCAGCUCAAACGGAGAAGAGAACAGAGGAGAAGACCGACGAGGUUCGCCAUGGCUCUGUUCAUGAACUUGGCCACAUCUGUGGAGUUCGAUCACUACAAAAGGGAAGCUCUGCGCAUGAACACUCCGACCAUUUCUAUCAAGAACAACAGCUCGCCAUUAGCAUGCUUCGGCUUCAAUCGUCACCCCACCAGCUCAAUCCAAAGGUACGAUGCUCCUGGAGCUUACACAUAUAUGGUGAAAUUGCCAACGUUGUAUCCGGAUGAUAAGCUAUGGGUCGAGCUGGAGAUGACCUUGGGGCUGCCAGCCGUGAGGCCGAAAUUGACCGUCGUAUGUAGCACGCUCAAUAUAUUUGUUCAAAGUUUUGAGAUUGAGAUGCCAAAAGAUGCAAGACCAUCACUUCGCGACAUCACUUUUGGCUUGACCGAAGACAACACGUUCAUAAUGGUGGUGCCUAGGCAGCAAAAGUGGUUGUUGUUCCGCCGGGGCAUUAAGAGGAUGAAGAAGAUGAUUUCGAAAUAAGGCUGAUGCUACAGAUUGAAGCAAGCACCAUACCUUUUCUUUUUUUUUGGUACAAGUUGCAGCCUGCAGGGUAUUGAAAAUGUUCAUUCAAAUUCUGCAGAAGAAAUGUCAAAGUCAACUUCACGACGAUUAUCCAUCCCAAUAAUUAUCUUUCUAUAUAUAAACAGUCCUUGAUGCUUGAUCAUUUCAGAAUUAUUUUCUUUUUCU
Messenger RNA from Punica granatum (pomegranate), 767 nucleotides. The record is from RefSeq and is a predicted model, not a curated record. NCBI's taxonomy places the organism in Eukaryota, Viridiplantae, Streptophyta, Magnoliopsida, Myrtales, Lythraceae.